Messenger RNA from Orussus abietinus, 709 nucleotides. RefSeq names its product HEAT repeat-containing protein 6-like. The transcript has 3 exons. The record is from RefSeq and is a predicted model, not a curated record. Gene Ontology annotation, molecular function: protein binding. Bases 1 to 594 code for a protein of 197 amino acids. Lineage: Eukaryota; Metazoa; Arthropoda; Insecta; Hymenoptera; Orussidae.
AUGACCGAUAAUUAUCUGUAUUGUAGCAAAAAGAAGAGAACAGAGAUUACUCCGUUAGAUGACCUGCUUCCAAAGUUACUUGAUGCCGGAACCGCAGGUGCCACAGAUAACGGCAAGAUAAGGUGUAAUGCUGUGAGAGCAAUUGGUAGUACCCUCUUUCUAUCCACACAUAGAAAUAUUUUGAAGGAAACUUCUGCGGGACUGCACGCCCUCGUGGAGUGCGCUUCCGUUGGCAGUGAUAUGAAGGUACGAUGGAAUGCUUGCCGUGCUUUGGGACUCGUUCUAUGUCAUGAACCGGAUUCAAUUCUGCCGUCAUCCUGGAAAGAUAAUGUAUUUCCGGUGUUGUGCGACCUGAUCUGCCACAGUCCCAACUUUAAAGUGCGCACCAAUGCAGCGUGGGCAUUAUCUGUCUGCAAAUCGUAUGGUAACCGAGUUCCAACUCUGUGGAAAACCAUAUUACUGGCUUUGGAGAAUUCGCAGCAUGUGCCAAGUUACGUCGAAUAUCCUCAUCGGGAUGCACUCGUCCAACAGGUAGCGCUUUUCAAAGAUGGAGUGAAAGCCAUCGAGAAACUUAAUCGUUAUCGGUCAAACUAAAUUCUUCUAUUCAUAUACCAUUUGGUGUUAUACGCCGAGGUGUAACUCUUUUAGAGUAAGUGCGUAUUAUUUCCACCUGUGGAGGAGCAAUGCAUAUUACCCGGAAAAUAAACCA